CCUUUUACAUAUAUUUAACUCCAUCCUACACAAAGAAUCAUUUUCUCUCUUCCUGGUUUUGAUCCUUUCUACAAUCGAUCUUGUGCUGGGUAGCGCCUCUCUUGUCCUCCAGCUGCUGAGCAUACUACCACACUGAGGAGACAAAGUUAAUAGAUUAAGCACAAUGAAUGUUGAACAUGAAGUUAAGCUUCUUGUAGAAGAAAUACGUCGUCUUGGUUCAAAAGAUGCUGACGGAAAGCUGAGUGUAAAGUUUGGUGUGUUGUUUUCUGAUGACAAGUGUGCCAACCUCUUUGAAGCCUUGGUUGGCACACUGAAAGCUGCCAAGAAAAGGAAGAUUGUAACUUAUCAGGGGGAACUACUUCUCCAAGGUGUCCAUGACAAUGUUGACAUCAUACUGCUACAGGAUUAAUUCUCUGUGGACUUUGUGAACAUUACCUCUAUACUCUGAUAGCUUCUUUACAGCCUGAGAGAUUGAGAUCUCUAUAGGAGUAUUAUUUUUAGGUGAAACAUAAAGCAUUCUGUACUAUUUUUGUAAAGAAAUGGGAUACUGCAAUAGUUUUGUUGUUUUUCUUCUUAUUUUUGAACACUUUUGUUUGUAACCUAAAAGAAAUAACAUUCCAAUAAAAAUUUGAUCUAUAGAAAAAAGUAAAAUAUCUGUAUCCUUUCUAAAUAAAAAAAAAAUCCUUUUUAAAAA
Molecule: messenger RNA, 694 nt
Organism: Bombina bombina (fire-bellied toad)
Lineage: Eukaryota; Metazoa; Chordata; Amphibia; Anura; Bombinatoridae
Gene: ABRACL
Product: ABRA C-terminal like
Exons: 3
Coding region: 164-409 (81 amino acids)
Biological process (GO): regulation of actin filament-based process
Source: RefSeq, a predicted model, not a curated record